This is a messenger RNA of Cooperia oncophora, 429 nucleotides long. Lineage: Eukaryota; Metazoa; Nematoda; Chromadorea; Rhabditida; Trichostrongylidae. The record is from the annotation of a GenBank genome assembly.
AUGCAAAGCCUACUGAUUUUGACAGUCGUCUUUGCUCUCGUAUAUGGUGCUGCCGUUCUAGAAGGAUCUGGCUCACCAGCCGUUGUUGAAGGAGCUGAUGAUUGUUUCCCUACGAAAAUGUGCUACAGCGAUGAAGACUGCAUUAAAGGCAAAUGCGUCGGUUUAUUUGUCGGGAAAUGCAACUGCAUUGGAUGCAUAGACUUGGCCAGAUGCGACGAAGACUCGAUGUGUGGCGGCCUGAAGGGAGCAUGUGACCUCCACUUGGACAUGUGCAAUUGUACUGCGGAGUUACCGCAGUCAGGGAUUGAAAUUUGGCCGACGGCAGCGGAAGGGACACUCUGUGACGUAAAAUCCUGCAGCAAAAGCAAACGACGAAAAGGCAGUGCUGCGGGCUACCAUGCAGCGCAGGCAUGGUGUGCUUGUGAGUAA